AUGACUUUUCCAAUAAGAUUGAUAAAAUUCCUUUCAAAACCAAGAGAACAAUCACUUUCCAUCGUCGAGCAGUUACAAAGCCAAAGCAGCUUUUAUACUGCAGACCAUGAUCAUAACAAUCUUUCAUGGACCAGCUAUGAUGAACAUUCUUUCAUAGUGAAGGCUGCAGAAGUAUCAACACUUCUGGUCCGAUGGCGAUCGUAUGUAUGCUACUUGAACGAAUUGUUUAUGGAUAUUUCUUUGACAUCAUCGAUUCUCUGCAUCUGCUUCACUUGUUGUAGCCAUUAUUUUCUCGACAGUUCGAAGCAGGUAAAAAUCAUGUAUGCAUUUAUGUAA
Amoebophrya sp. A25 is the source of this 336-nucleotide messenger RNA. The record is from the annotation of a GenBank genome assembly. NCBI's taxonomy places the organism in Eukaryota, Dinophyceae, Syndiniales, Amoebophryaceae.